Molecule: messenger RNA, 1389 nt
Organism: Cuscuta epithymum
Lineage: Eukaryota; Viridiplantae; Streptophyta; Magnoliopsida; Solanales; Convolvulaceae
Source: the annotation of a GenBank genome assembly
CUUUUAUAUAAUUCUUCAUGGUAUCAAGAGCCUAUCUCUAACGAGCCAAUUUUUUUUCCGAUCCAUCUAUGGCGCCCAUCACCUCCACCACGCCGGUUGUAUCUAUUACGGCCGCAACCCACUUUCCCAUCAAACUCACUACGUCCAACUACCCCGUCUGGAAGUGUCAGGUCCAUUCUGCCCUAGUAGGUCUUGACCUCGACGGAUAUGUUGAUGGGUCUCUAACUGUCCCAGACAAAUUCCUGGAUGCUGCCAAGGCUCAGCCAAAUCCUUGUUAUGCUAUUUGGUACCGUCAGGACCGCACUAUCAUCAGUGCCUUGCUUGGCAGUUGUACCGACGCCAUUCAACCCUUGAUCUCGUCUGCUACCACGGCAAAGCAGGCCUGGGAAAAACUCUCGCUCACUUAUGCGAGUACAUCGCGGGGAAGAAUCAUUUCCCUCAAAACAGCUCUUUCUCGGACUACCAAAGGGGGUCAGUCCAUCACUGAAUACAUGACUGAAAUGUAUGCAAUUUUUGAGGCGCUAGCUCUUGCUCAAAACCCGAUUUCAGAAGAAGAUCUGGUCAUCAAUAUUCUCAAUGGCCUUGGAUCCGAUUAUGGUGAACUCAGGUCGGCUAUCCGUGUCCGCGAAACACCACUCCCCCUUCAAGAGCUUCAAGACAUUCUUCUGGAGCAUGAACAAAAACUCCAAGAAGCUGCCACAUCAGUUCAAAGUCUCGUACCUACUGCCCAUUUCACACAGGCCACUGGGCGUCAAAGUGACCCUACCAUGCAUGCAGACCGUCGCCAAGUCCAGCAGGUUGAUCGACGAGGACAUCAUGUUCGGCGGGGACGUGGGGGUAAUUUUCAUGGACAGUCCAGGUUCCCCUCAUCACAUGGAGCAGUGUGCAGAUUCUGUAACUUUUCAGGCCAUGAAGUCAAACAAUGCCGAAAGUUACAGAGAUUUUUACGUGAUCAUCAGAUACUUACCCCCUCUAGUGCUGCCUCACCGGCAGUUCACACUACGACGGUCAACUCUAUGACAGGUGGUCAACAAUGGUUAUUUGACAGCGGUGCUUCGCAUCAUGUCACGUCGGAUAACAACAAUCUUCCGACUUACACUGACUAUGGUGGACCUGAUGCGGUUCAUCUUGGUGAUGGAUCGGGCCACGGGGGCAGUGCUCAUGCGCGGGGAGAACAUCCAUGAUGUCUAUUACGUUCAGUCACCGCGAUCUCCACAAGUCAAUCUUUCUAGGGUCUUGAUUCCGUCUCAUUGGCAUCACAUUUUGGGGCAUCCCUCUCGUCGUAUUUUUAAUAUGUUGGUUCAUCAAAAUAAAAAUGUUAUUCCAUGUAACAUUUCGUUGAACGAGUCUCAUUGUUCCUCUUGUCAUAUUAAUAAAAGUACUAAACUU